This is a messenger RNA of Candidula unifasciata, 1875 nucleotides long. The record is from the annotation of a GenBank genome assembly. NCBI's taxonomy places the organism in Eukaryota, Metazoa, Mollusca, Gastropoda, Stylommatophora, Geomitridae.
AUGCAGACUGUUGGUUCUACAAUGUUAGAGAGGCAGUGGGUCCACCCCCACCACUCCUCUCCCAACAAAAAGGAGUCAUGGAACCUACAGUGGAGAGAAUUGUCUUCGAUGGUCAUCAUCAUCAUAGAUCGUAUAAUUAUUAUUAUUGUUAUAUUUUAUCUGCAGAUGUCAACGUCAUCUGAAAACAGUCGAAUCAUGCCUGAAGAUAACGACAUGAAACGCAACACUAGACCGACAAAUACCAGCAGUAACGACAGUAGCAGACGACCGAACAACAAACAGCAGAAGAUCAGCAGCCCACAAAGAAAGGUCAUCCGCGACACGGUUAAUUCCGUCAGAAACAAAGUCAAGGCUUUCAAGAAAGAACAUCUAGGAGCUCGGUCAAAUUUUGACUUCUUUGCUUGCUCCAAAUGUUUAGAAGAAGAUAUUCUGCCAGCUUGGAGAAUGCCGGCAGAUGUUAUAUUCAACUCUGAUGAUUUUCUACAGCUUACUCUGCGCAAGGAGGUCAGCGAAGACAUCGUUGGAUCAGACGAGUACAUAGAUUUAAUCAGCAUCAGCAAGCGAGCUCAGGUCUUUGAUGAUCUAGUUUUUGAUUCCAGAACACGGCUGCAGCGAUGUCUUAAGCAAAAUGUCCAAACUUCCUGCAUUAGUCUUAAAGAAAUGGCUGGAGAGGAGCCAUCUAUAGCCGUUAGUGAAUACGAAGACAGGAUUGUCCAGCAUCGGAAACGUACGGAAUUUAAGAUCGAUGAACUAAAGGAGAAUUUCAAGUCUUACAAACAGUCUUCCAAGCCUUUCGUCAAUUUUAUCAAAGAUGGAAAGGAGCACACAAGUUUGAUCAAUCAUAUUUGUAAUAACAUUCUAGAGCUGUGCAAACUUAUAGAAAACUGGGUUGCCGAUGAUGAUCGUUACCCAGGAAAACUUUUGGAGGAGUUGGAGUCCAACAAGAAAGUCAGGGAAAACUUGAAGGAUUCUUUGAUACAGAUUGAAGAUAAACGAAUGAAUAACAUGCAGGAGGUACAGAAACUGAGGAAAUCAGAGUUCAAAGCUGAAAAUGAUUACAUGGAACACCGGAAGGAGAAAAACAAGACGAAAGCCAGAAAACUAGAACUUGAGAACAGGAGGGAGAUUUUGGCCGAGAAGGCACAAAUGAUGAGACAAGAACGGGACAAACUCAAGAGGGCUCUAGCUGAGAGGAGCAUCAAGUCUCCAAGAGAGUCUUCAAGUAACUUGGAGAAGCUAGAGAUGCUGGAAACUGACAUCGACAAACUGGACCUGGAGAAGAUGAAGAUGGAUGAGCAACUAAAGAAGGUUGAUGUGCUUCUUAGACGAGCCACCGAUAGGGCAUACGAGCAGAAGGUUGAGGCUGUUACUUGCAGACAUCUGAAGGAAGAAAUGGUGAAGGAGAACAAGAAACUAGAACUGGAAAUACAGUCGAUCAACGAAAGGAUCGCAAUCAUUGACGCCAACAACCAAGUUCUGAUAAGAAUCAGGGAGAUGAAACUGACGCCAGGCUUGCUGCCGAAGUACAUCAAAGACCAGCAGAAACAGAAAGAAUCUAUCUCUGGCGGAGUCCAGGAAUUAACGGAUGCUUGCAAACUUGCGGCACCGUACAUUGGUAAGGACUGGCAGCAAGUUUACUUCAACCUGCCCUUUGACCCUCCUCGAGACGUCCAAAAGCGACACCGUGACGCGGAAGUUCUGGACAAUAUCGCAGCUCGCAAUGACGUCACCUGGAAUGAUCAGGCUUUGAAAAGUUUGGACAAGUGGCGGGCGUUUCACAGACAUGGCAAUGUGAGAGAGCUCAUUCGCACUCUACGAUGUGUCAAGAAGAAACAGAUUGCUAAACAACUGGAACAAAAAUUUAUCACAGCUUAA